This is a messenger RNA of Misgurnus anguillicaudatus (oriental weatherfish), 1778 nucleotides long. It is a transcript of the gene ldhbb, whose product is annotated as lactate dehydrogenase Bb. Lineage: Eukaryota; Metazoa; Chordata; Actinopteri; Cypriniformes; Cobitidae. Gene Ontology annotation, molecular function: L-lactate dehydrogenase (NAD+) activity. The record is from RefSeq and is a predicted model, not a curated record. Gene Ontology annotation, biological process: pyruvate metabolic process; lactate metabolic process. Gene Ontology annotation, cellular component: cytoplasm.
GACGUGCAGAAUGAGUUUGUUUGUGUUUGUCUGCUACACUGGAGGUGUGUCCUAUAUAAGACCUGAUCAGAUAAAUAAAAGGCAGAUUGUUGCAUUGACGCAGAUUUCUUUGAUUCUUCUACUGUACAUGUGAUUUGGGCCUCAGCACCUGUUUACAGUGUUAAAUAUGGCAUCAGUACUUCAAAAACUCAUCACACCUCUCUUCCGCGGUCCGGCUGAACCUCCGAGGAAUAAAGUGACUGUGGUCGGGGUUGGUCAGGUCGGCAUGGCGUGUGCCGUCAGCAUUCUCAUGCGGGAGCUGGUCGAUGAACUAGCGCUGGUGGAUGUCAUGGAAGAAAAACUCAAGGGUGAGAUGAUGGACCUGCAGCAUGGAAGUCUCUUCCUAAAGACGCCAAAGAUCGUUUCAGGAAAAGAUUACGCUGUGACCGCCAACUCUCGUAUCGUGGUGGUAACGGCCGGGGUUCGCCAGCAGGAGGGCGAGAGCCGACUGAAUCUGGUGCAGAGAAAUGUCAACAUCUUCAGACACAUCAUCCCUCAGAUUGUUAAAUACAGUCCGGACUGCAUCCUCAUCGUAGUUUCCAACCCAGUGGACAUUUUGACCUACGUGACCUGGAAGCUGAGCGGUCUUCCCAAGCACAGAGUCAUCGGCAGCGGAACCAACCUGGACUCGGCUCGCUUCCGCUACCUGAUGGCCGAGCGUUUGGGGAUUCACCCGAGCAGCUUCAACGGCUGGAUACUGGGAGAGCAUGGAGACACCAGCGUUCCUGUUUGGAGUGGCACUAAUGUGGCAGGUGUGAGUCUCCAGAAACUCAAUCCAGAAAUCGGCAAAGAUACUGACCGGGAGAGCUGGAAUAAAACUCACAAGAUGGUUGUGGACAGUGCCUACGAGGUGAUCCGACUGAAAGGUUACACUAACUGGGCCAUUGGUUUGAGCGUGGCGGACCUGACGGAGAGCCUGAUGAAGAACCUGAACCGGGUCCAUCCUGUUUGCACCAUGGUGAAGGGUAUGUAUGGGAUCAACAACGAGGUCUUUCUGAGCCUGCCGUGUGUGUUAAACAGCGCUGGAGUGGGCAGCGUGGUCAACAUGACGCUGAACGGUGAUGAAAUCUCUCAGUUGAAGAGCAGCGCAGAUACGCUCUGGACCAUCCAGAAAGAUCUGAAAGAUCUGUGAAGGCCAAUGGACGGCUGCACGUGUUAAGUGCGGCUAGGAGAUAAAAACCUUUAAAGGUCUUAGCAACAAAUUGGAUUCAGUAGUCUUAAUUUCAGAUGAUUUAGAUGUCUGGAAACACUCUUGUUUGUCAGAUUAGCACUUUAAGAGAAACCCAGUCGUGGUGUCUGAAAGUAUACUUAUGAAAUAUAGUAAAUAAUAUACAAUGCAAGUCAAAAGUUUGCACACAUUUGAAUGUUACUUUGGAGCCUAAACCUGUUGAUCAAAAUGUUUAUGCGUUAAUGCUUAAAAUGAGAUUUUUCAAUACAGCCAAAAAAGUAAACCACUUCAGAAGGGUUUAAAAAGCUGUAACUAUGAAGAAGAUUGACUUGAAUUGUUUCAUGAUUAAUAUUUAACACAUUUCAGAACAAUAAUAAUAUUAAGUUUGUCUAAACCUUUGACUAGUAUUGUUAAAGUGCAAUUAGUAAGCUUCAUGCUUAAAAUAUCUACUCAGUUGGUGUUUAAUAUUUGCAUUUUCAAAUGUGAUCUGUAUCAAAGUUUGACAACAGAUUGAUGGAAAGUCAAGAAUAUAAUUCAUUUAUUAAACAGGAUCUUUGUCUGUAAAAAUGUA